UUUGACUUUUUGAAGUCCCCGUUGCGUGUAUUUCCCUUUCCUCACCUUGGGAGGGCCGGAGCGAAAGAUAACUUCGAAAGUCAGGUUAAUGGUGUUCACGUUUCCUCCGGGACACACAUGCCCCCAAAAGCCUUGGGGCACUUGUAAAAGUAUGCAAUGUUUGACCUUGGAUACUACAAGCAGCAAAGGAAGAAAAAUGUCUGACGGCAACUUUUUUUUUUCUUCUUUCUUUUUUUAUUCGGAGGAAGGACAGCAGCAGAAUGAUGUAAAGCAGAAACCGUGAAUAGACAGCAAGUACUAUUAGCGGCCAAUAAAAAGGCACUUAAGAGCCCGCAUUUAUCACCAUUUGCUCGACUGAUGACGUCUGCCUGCAGCUCCUCUAUCUACACUUCUGCUCGCUCACACGAGGGCUUAAACCAACGUCGGCCUUUGUCACCAUCUCCAUUUCUAUUGAAAGAUUUGGGAAUCUCUCCGUUUCCCCCCUCUCUAAUGCUUUUCUGACAGAUUCUUUUUUCAUUUUUUAAGAGCUUUGCCCUGAAGGUUCCUUGGGCAAGAAGCGGAUAAUCUGAGCAGAAGACAGACGGUGGGAAGAGCGCAGCUGCUGCGUGCGGAGCAAAGAAAAAAAAAAUAAAAAUAAUAGAGAUAAAGGCGGCGAGAAGGUGUGCAAGUGUGAAGGGCGACGAGGCCGGCGAGGACACAGAGACAAAAAAACCCAAAACAUAAAAAAGAAAAAAGAACCCGUCUUCCCCAUCCGACGUCCACCUGAACGUGAACUGCGGGAAUGCGGCGAGACGAGACGUCACACGCCCACUGAAGGAGCCUCGCUACUUUCCUCAUCAUGCUCGAUUCCGCUGCCUUCCCAGAAUCGAACAACCUGCGCCGGAAGAGCAACUUCGUCCCCGGGUAGAAUGACGAAAGGACACCUGAGAGCUUGUGACACCCUGUGACAAACCUCCUUUUUUCCUCCCUCAUCACCUUCCUCUGUCCUUGCCUUCACUUCAGCUCGACUCUCUCCUCCUCACUAUGUUGAUACCAGCUGUCCUCCUAUGGAUUCUUAAUGUCAGCAAACUGUGCUCAGGACAAGACUACAUGGACUACUACUCAGCAGGAGACACGGGAACCCAGGCUCCAGUGUUGUCAGAUGACCAGGUCAGUUUACAGAGCGUCAAGAGUGUGGAUCAGCUGCUGCGGCUUCUCUAUCCUGAAUACAAUCUGCUUCAGCAGUGCCUGAGGAAGAAAUCAUGGCACGCCUCUUCCUCCCCAUUUCCCAGCUCCUCUGCGAGCCCGGCGGUUCAUUUGAACCAUGACGAUGGCUGGGUGCAGCUGAGGGAAGAGCCGCUUUACAAAGUGGACGGUACUCUCGGAGUCAUCCUGGAAGAGAUCCAGCGCACUUCGUGUCAGCCCCGGGAGGUGUGCAUUGAGGUUACCAAAGAGUACCAACAAUCCACCAGUCAGUUCUACCUCCCCCGCUGCGUGGCCCUGCAUCGCUGCGGUGGAUGCUGCACCAACGAAGCCUUUUACUGCACCAACACGAGUCACGCGCUCGUCAACAAGACGCUGAUGGAACUAUCGCCACCCAGGAUGGAGCGCUCCGUUGUCAUGGUAACCUUUGUCAAUCACACGGUGUGCGAGUGCCUCUCUAAGCGGCCACUUCACUCCAUCAUCAGACGAGCCGCAAUGGAUCACCUAUGUUCCCCUCCCUCGGUCCCCUGUGCUCCGGCGUUCUUGUGGGAUCCCGUCAACUGCAUGUGUGUGCCCAUAGAUGCCAUUAACUACUCUGAGAAAGAGACAGAGGCUUUGGACUCAGGGCUGCUUGCUCUCUGCGGCCCCAACAGGGUUCUGAAGGAGCCCAGCUGCGAAUGCGUCUGUCGAAACGGGCUCACUGAGGCCAGCUGCGGUCCGGGCUGGAAACUGGACCACAACACAUGUGAAUGUCAAUGCGAAGGUCAGGAUGAGGGCAAGUGGUGCCCCGUCGGCCAGCGCUGGAACGAGGAGCUGUGCGGCUGCGUGUGCACCGCCCAGUGUCCCGGGAAUCAACCUCUCAACCCCGACACCUGCUUGUGUCAGUGCAGAGAAAGUCCACAGACAUGUCUACGGCAAGGCAAGAGGUUCAACCCUAACACCUGCAGUUGCUACAGGUUACCCUGCAGGACCCCCAAACGCGCCUGCCUGUCUGGCUUUUACUACAGCCACCAAGUCUGCCAGUGCAUCCCCAACUAUAUGAAGCCUGCGUGGAAUUAGCCGGUCACAGAGUAGAAAAGACAAGAUGCCAGCCGAGGACGCCGUUUAAACCUUGGGAAACUUGUGGCCUGACACUACAGAAGAGACCAAGGGGUGGAGCAGAACAACAAAUGAACACUUAUUGGAUUACAACAGACUUAAGUAUGAUUCAAGGCGCUAAAAAUGCUUGGUCCCACGGGCGGAUGCAGUAACAGAAGAGGAAAUGGGAUAUAUGUGACUCACAUGUGUCUGUGUACGGGUGGGCUCUUGUCCAAUCGCACCUGGAGAAAUGUCAAAAGGCCAGAUCGGACCAAUCCGUUUCAGAGCCAGCUUUGGUACCUGCUGCAACACGCUGGCGCAAGUGCGUCGACACUUUUGUUGAAAUGGAAAGUGGAAGAAGAUAAUGACAGAGUAGACUAAAGAUGAAAUAAGCUCAAGGCAACUUUGCUGCAGGCUGUGAGGUGGAAGCUAUGGGCCUUGCGGAGAUGUCACAGCAGUAUGAACAUGACACCAAAAUGCUUCCCCCCAACUAAACGUUUGCAUUCCUACCAGAGGGCACACACUGUCCAUCUUGUAAACCCUGUUUUUUCUUCAUCAUUCACUUCAGAAAGGUAAUACAGCUCCUGCUGUAGGGCUGAUCUACAGCUUUUUACUUGUAAUUUAAAUGAUCCUAGGCAAUAUUAAAAUGUAAAUAUUUAAUUUUGUUUGUAUUUAAAACAAAAGUAGUUGUGAAAUACUGUAUUCAAGAAAAUCACUCUGCCAAAGUCCAUGUUUUGAUUGGUGAUGCUACCAACAGUGCUAAAAGAAUGAAUCCUAAUAUUUUAGAAAAAGAAAGUCUGAAAUGUUUCAUAUUCCUUUCUGAAGUAUUCCCCCCCUCACUUUCAAUUAAAUGAUCUACUGACAAA
This is a messenger RNA of Syngnathus acus (greater pipefish), 3125 nucleotides long. RefSeq names its product vascular endothelial growth factor c (gene vegfc). The record is from RefSeq and is a predicted model, not a curated record. The coding region runs from base 1024 to 2241 and encodes 405 amino acids. Gene Ontology annotation, molecular function: chemoattractant activity; growth factor activity; vascular endothelial growth factor receptor 3 binding. NCBI's taxonomy places the organism in Eukaryota, Metazoa, Chordata, Actinopteri, Syngnathiformes, Syngnathidae. Gene Ontology annotation, biological process: induction of positive chemotaxis; positive regulation of protein phosphorylation; response to hypoxia. Gene Ontology annotation, cellular component: membrane. The transcript is spliced from 9 exons.